GUUCACUGCACUUGUACUGCACCUGCACUUUCUGUCAAGCCACCCUCCUCUGUGAUCUACGAUCAUCGAUGGUCAACCAAACACCCGUCCAAGAGUUACUCUUGAACAUGAAAAUCAAAACAGAGGCCAAAAUGCCGUCUACUCCCACUGACGAGAUUUUCGACUCCAGUGUCCCAGCAUCACCUACUUCAGUUUUUGACCGCAGCCAAAAUGGUUCACUGGAAGAUCGAGUCAUCUUACUUCUGGCCGGAUUAAUGGAAGCUGGUCAAGAGGACGAAAAUACGUGCAAAGAGCUCAAUAACCUCACCAAACUUCUUACCGAUGAUUCAGAAGAUGAAACUAGGUCUACCGAGCCACAUAGACCCUUGUACGAGCUGGUUGAUCUAGACUCGGUGGAAACUGUUCUGGGUUAUCUUGAUAUGCGCCAAUCGCCGGCCGUGAGGGGUCAUGCAACCUUAACCACAUCAGCAUAUCUCAAGGCGGCUGGCGACAAGGGUGUCGAGUAUUUAUCACAAUUCUUCUAUUCUCGAGUCCAGAAAGGCACAUAUGACGAUUUCAUUCUUGCGUUCUCUGUUGCGUCGUCGAUAUUUCCCAUUGUUCCUGAUGUUACAGCCACACUUUUCCUUAGCGAGGGGUUUGUGCCCAGUCUUGGACCCUUGAUGAAGCGAAAAUGGAAGAGUAGGAAAGUGGAACAGGCUGCUUUGGAAAUGUUGAAUGUGGCCUGUAUGAAUACUCCUUGUCGAGACGCUAUCAAGAAAUACUGCACAGAAUGGUUGGAAGAAAUGGUCAAUUUCGUUCCACCUACCCCUGCAGACGUACCUGCUGCAGACCUGUCACAUGUGGUAGAAGAUGGCUCCAUUCAACAACGAAUACAUUCUCCUUCCGUUGUGAACUUGGCGGCUGUUGUUUUGGCAAAAUUACAGGUAGGAAAUAUUUCAAUUACCAUGUAUCUCAAUGUCGUUAAUGUGCUCAAAGUGCCAUGACUGACUUGGUUAUGAAGGUUGUCUCUUCAGCGCCCUCUGCUGAUACAGAAGAGAGAAUACAACCUGCAACGACGAGUAUGGAAGAUCUUUCUGAGAUGUUUAAAAACAUGCUCUCCACAGAAUCAUCCCAACAGAGUUCGAUCGAAGGUCUGGCCUAUGCAUCCUUACAGCCAAAGGUCAAAGAGAAGUUGGCGAAUGACAAACAAUUUUUGAAAAGUCUCAUUAAGGCAUUAGCCGAGGCACCGCCAAAGUCGCCUGCCACUUAUGGAGCUCUCAGUACUCUUAUGAAUCUCACAGUCUACAUGCCUUCGCUUACCGAAGAGCAAAAGAAAAUAAGUCAAUUAAAGGCUUAUGCAAAUGCUUCCAAAUCUCCUGGAGCGCCAGAUCCGCUCCACGAUGAUGAUCAUGUCUCCAAGCGAUGUCAAGCGGUUUUUGACGCUGGUGUUAUUCCUGUUCUAGUCACUCACAGCCAACAUGGCUCGAUAGCGUCUCUCACAAUAGUAGUUUCAAUCGUCUUUUCUCUUUCGAAGACUUCAAAAAUUCGAGGACAGAUGGCACAACAAGGAGCAGUCAAACUUCUCUUACACGCUUAUUCGAUAUUCGAAAACGACAGCCUGACUGCGAGACGGACCACAGCGCAUGCUUUGGCACGGAUUCUGAUAUCAACCAAUCCACUUCACAUCUUCGGAGGCUCAAAUCCUCUACCUCUCACUUCUUCUAUUCGGCCUCUUCUACUCCUCCUUUCCGACGACCCAACAUCAGAACAACGCGAUCUGCUCCCAGUAUUUGAAUCCUUAUUAGCUCUCACCAAUCUCGCUUCCACAGACGACACCGCACGAAACCCCAUAAUCCGCAACGCCUUCCCCCAGAUCGAAGAACUCUUCCUUUCAAACAACAAAAUGAUCACCUGUGCAACGGUGGAGCUCAUCUGCAACCUCAUGCAAUCACCGGAAGGUGUAGCCAAAUUCGCAGAUGGAAGUAAACAAGCAAGCCACCGCAUGCAUAUCCUUCUCGCCCUUACCGACUCGGAGGAUUUCGAGACGAGGAGAGCGGCAGGCGGUGGAUUGGCGAGUUUGACGGAGUGGGACACGGCUGUGAAUGCGAUUCUGGAGCGGGAUCGUGGUGUUUCUUUGCUCUUGGGCAUGUGUAAGGAUAAAGGAGAGGAGCUGAGACAUCGAGGUGUGGUCUGUGUCUUGAAUGUUCUUACGGCGCCUGGGAAGGUGGGAGAAUGGGGGGUUAAGAAGGUGAGGGAGGAGGGGGGUGUGGAUGCGCUGAAGGAGUGUCUGAAGAAAUCUAGGAGUCAAGAGGUUCUGGAGAUUACGGUUGAGGCGGUGAAGUUGUUGCUUGGUGAUGAGAAGCCUGCGCCUGCGGAGCAGAAGCUGAUUGAGUAG
Messenger RNA from Hymenoscyphus albidus, 2374 nucleotides. Lineage: Eukaryota; Fungi; Ascomycota; Leotiomycetes; Helotiales; Helotiaceae. The record is from the annotation of a GenBank genome assembly.